This is a messenger RNA of Esox lucius (northern pike), 2051 nucleotides long. RefSeq names its product aromatase (gene cyp19a1a). The record is from RefSeq and is a predicted model, not a curated record. Gene Ontology annotation, molecular function: oxidoreductase activity, acting on paired donors, with incorporation or reduction of molecular oxygen; monooxygenase activity; heme binding. The transcript is spliced from 10 exons. NCBI's taxonomy places the organism in Eukaryota, Metazoa, Chordata, Actinopteri, Esociformes, Esocidae. The coding region runs from base 158 to 1768 and encodes 536 amino acids.
AGCCCAGUGAUGUGAGUGUGCAUCGCUGCGUUACGUUAAGUGCGUGUAUCAAAUCGGUCCAAUUGAAACUCUAACUGUCCUCAACAUCCGGGAGCAGCGGUCCACUGGUGGCGGGUUUGGAGAGGGUGUUGUCUCACUGCGUCCAUUCUGUGUGCUGAUGGACGUUCUGUCCCCGAUGUGUGAAGGUGUGAUGGCGGCGGUACGCUUGGACCCCAGCAUAGCUGACCUGUUGGCGCCCAGGACACGGAACACCACUGCUGCUGUGUCAGAGAGCGUCUCAGUGGCAACUGGGACCCUCUUAAUGCUCCUGUCUCUGCUUCUGGCUGCCUGGACUCACACGGAUAAGAGCUCUGUACCAGGUCCUUCCUUUUAUCUUGGUGUGGGUCCUCUCCUCUCAUACCUCAGGUUCAUAUGGACAGGUAUCGGCUCUGCCAGUAACUAUUACAACAGUAAAUAUGGGGACAUUGUCAGAGUCUGGAUCAACGGACAGGAGACAAUCAUACUCAGCAGCUGCUCUGCCGUGCAACACGUCCUGAAACAGGGCUGCUACGCCUCUCGGUUCGGCAGCAAGCAGGGUCUGAGCUGUGUGGGCAUGGACGAGAGAGGAAUCAUCUUCAACAGCAACAUGACUCUGUGGAAGAAGGUCCGCACUUACUUCACUAAAGCUCUAACAGGACCUGGGCUACAUAGGACAGUAGAGGUGUGUAUCUCCUCCACCAACACACACCUGGAUGAUCUCCAGGGCCUGGACCCACUCUUAGGUGGACAGGUGGAUGUCCUAAAUCUGCUAAGGUGUACAGUAGUGGACAUCUCAAACAGGUUGUUUCUUGGGGUUCCUCUCAAGGAGAAGGAGCUGCUGCAAAAGAUUCAGAAGUACUUUGACACAUGGCAGACGGUGCUGAUAAAACCCGAUAUCUACUUCAAGCUGGACUGGAUCCAGCAGAAAAACAGAAGAGCAGCUCAGGAGCUGCAGGAUGCUAUAGAGACUCUGGUUGAUCAGAAGAGACGUGCUCUACAAGAGGCAGACAAACUGGACUUCAUCAACUUCACAGCAGACCUUAUCUAUGCACAGAACAAUGGAGAGCUGUCUGCAGAGAAUGUGAGGCAGUGUGUGCUGGAGAUGCUAAUAGCAGCUCCAGACACUCUCUCUGUCAGUGUGUUCUUCAUGCUGCUACUGCUCAAACAGAACCCGGAAGUAGAACAACAGCUUCUAGAAGAGAUAUACACUGUUUUAGGUGGUAGAGAGCUCCAGAACUCUGACCUGCAGGACUUAAGGGUCCUGGAAAGCUUCAUCAACGAAUCCCUGAGGUUCCAUCCAGUGGUGGAUUUCACCAUGCGCCAGGCACUGUCUGAGGAUAUCAUCGAUGGCUACCGGGUGCCAAAGGGGACAAACAUAAUUCUGAACACGGGCCGCAUGCACAGAUCCGAGUUCUUCUUCAAGCCCAAUGAGUUUAGUAUGGACAACUUUAAGAAAAAUGUACCCAGUCGUUUCUUUCAGCCCUUCGGUUCGGGCCCUCGGUCCUGUGUUGGCAAACACAUCGCAAUGGUGAUGAUGAAAUCCAUCCUGGUAACAUUGUUGUCACGGUACUCCGUGUGUCCUCAUAACGGUAUGAGGCUGGACCGCCUCCCACAGACAAACAACCUAUCACAACAGCCAGUAGAGGAGGAGCCUCUCACCAUGAAAUUCCUCCCACGACAUCAGACCAAGAAGCAGUCCUUAGAGCACUGCUCAGACAAUCGAUUGCAGUCCCAUAUGGCCAUUAUGUAGUACUUUACCUUUCUGUAAAAAUCAUGGGUUAUGUAGGGAACAGGAUGCCAUUUGUGAUACAUGGGUUUGAGGGCUAAUCGCAAAUUAUGUUCCAAAUUCAUUUCUCAUAGACUGUAAAUAUGUUGUCUUUGUGUGUUUUGUUAUUGCGUGUUUUGUGAUAUUUGUAUUACAUAUUAGAAGCUGUUUUGUAACUUUUUCAAUGUUAAUGAGAUAUAAAGAUGUUUCAGGAGGACAUGUCUUCAUAACCCAUGAUACCGUAUUGUCAAUAAGAAAGAGCUUGUUG